UGUAUUGAGAACCCCUGAGGUUGUGUCCAACGUUGGAGAAAGGUUGGAGAUGGCUUUGAAUGUAGACAUGUGACCAGGAUGAAUCGAUGACGUCAAACAUAGUCGUAUUACCCAAAUGUCGAAUGGACCCACAGACAUCAUGAUUUCACAUCGUCUGGACUAAUUUAUAAAUUUUGUUAUAGAUAAUUUUGGAAAUACCUGUCUGGAAAGGAGUGGUGUAAUUCUUCCUCAAUUGGCGCAUUUUGCUAGUCUAUCCCCAUACUGUUGCUAAACAGUCAAACAUUCAUCACUUCGACGAUACACCUAAACAUCAUGGCAGAAGCAGAAUCAAGAGAUAGCAGUGGAAAAUAUGCAUAUGCAACGUUGCUAACGCGACCCUCAUACCUGGCCGGUGCCAUUCUCCUGGCAUACACUCUCCAUGAACAUUCACCAUCCACACCUCUGGUUAUCAUCUACACCCCAGAGACUCUCCCAGAAGACAGCGUCUCCGCUCUAGAAGCCGAGAGCCGCCACACGAACACGAUACUCUACCCAGUCGAGCACCUACGAAUCCCUAAAGUCGCGGACGAGAAGGACCACUCCACCGGCAGCAUGGUCGCAGAGCGCUUCAUCGAUACAUGGACGAAGCUGCGCGUAUUCCAGCUCGACGACCUCGCGCUCAAGCACGGCUGGACGAAACUGUGCUUCCUCGACGCCGACAUGAUGAUAUUCAAAGACCCGAGCCCCGCCAUCUUCGCCCCGGACAUCGACCUCAAGGACAACGAGCUCCGCACCACGCACGUCUGCGUCUGCAACCUCGACCACGACGCCUGGGCGCCCGCCGAAUGGACGCCAUCGAACUGUGCCUACACCUCCCUGACCCAAUCCACCACCUCCUCAUUAUCAUCCCUCGCACCAGUCACUCCCCACCACUCCACCCGCGGCAUCUUCAACACAGGCACCUUCGUCUUCCGCCCCACGGCAUCCAUAUCCCACCUCGUGAUCUCGACCUUCGCCUCGACACCCACGUCGAAACUCCUCUCCUACAAGUUCCCAGACCAAGACUUCCUCAACGAAGUCUUUGCCUCCUCGUGGCGCAGCCUGCACUGGAGCACCAACGCGCUGAAAACCUGGCGGUACUGGCAUCAGGAGAUGUGGAGCGAUGACGAAGUGAGGGCUCUGCACUACAUCGUUGACAAGCCAUGGGCGAGGAGGGUGGCAGAGGACGGGGUCGCGGGGUAUAAGGGGUUGGAUGGGCCGACGCAUUCGUGGUGGUGGGCAGAGCAUGAGAGGUGGGAGCGUGCGAGGAGGGGGGAGGGCGAGACGGAGGAGAUCAGGUGUGUUGGGAGGUAUGUUGCUUCUGAGGGGGUGGAUGAUGAGGAGGGGAAGGAGGCUUUGAGGGCUGUUGGGGGCGGAGCGCAGGACUUUGCGAAGAAGUGGAAGAAGGGUGACGACGAUGGGGAUGGAAAUGGGAGUGGGAAUGAAGAGAAGAGUCACCACGAGCCUCAGCCGAGUUCCACGGUGGAUCGGGAGGGGGUUGAGGGUGGCGAACAAACCUUUGGGAAUGGCCCCCAUGGUCCUGUCUUGAGGAGACCCAUGGUCGGCGAGCGAGGACAUGGCCGAGUGGUUCGUGGAGGAUUCGGCCGCGGUGCGAGAGGUUCGAGCUACAUGGCGGAUGGCUAAGUGAUAGUUGGGGCAACGGUGGCAUGCGCACCGCAAGGGCAUUUAACAGCAUUCAACUCAACACUAUGCGAUUCAAUGGUUGUAUCACUGAUUGAAAAGUUGAGUUUUUGAUCUAUCUGAAUGGUGAAUGCUGUUUAUCAAAGGGCCACUCCAACUCCAACGAUGUGGUGAGACGGUAGAGGC
Messenger RNA from Aaosphaeria arxii CBS 175.79, 1845 nucleotides. RefSeq names its product glycosyltransferase family 8 protein. The transcript has 2 exons. NCBI's taxonomy places the organism in Eukaryota, Fungi, Ascomycota, Dothideomycetes, Pleosporales. Gene Ontology annotation, molecular function: glycosyltransferase activity. The record is from RefSeq and is a predicted model, not a curated record. Bases 313 to 1662 code for a protein of 449 amino acids.